Messenger RNA from Cuscuta campestris, 1526 nucleotides. The record is from the annotation of a GenBank genome assembly. NCBI's taxonomy places the organism in Eukaryota, Viridiplantae, Streptophyta, Magnoliopsida, Solanales, Convolvulaceae.
GUCCUCCUCCUCCGGCUUCCCCAUUCAUUCCUCCAGUCCACCACCGGAUUUGGUUUCUGGAGUGCAUCAAAGCUUCAGAGAGUAAGAAGUUUCAAUGGAUAAUCUGUUGUCGAAAUUCACAUGGAGGAUUGAAAACUUUUCGCAGUUGGAAGCUGAAAAGCUUGAGUCUCUCCCCUUUGUUGUAAAUGAGAACAAAUUGAUGUUGCGCCUUUAUCCUAAAGGAAGGGAUGCAGAUCAACAUUUGUCUCUGUUCCUUUGCGUUGCCAAUUCAUAUAGCUUACCAGCAGAAUGGAGUAUACCCACAAAGUAUAGUUUAUCUAUCAUUAACCAGAUAGACCCCAGCAAAACGAUCAAGAGAGAGCCCGAAAAAACUUUCCAUUCUGGAGUUGGUUGGGGCUCGUCAAGAUUUAUCGAGCUUGGUAAACUUCAUGAUAAAAGGGAAGGUUAUCUUGUAGAAGACACGUGUUUGAUUGAAGCUGAAGUUUAUGUUUCUCCACCUUCCAAAGAUAAUGAUUCCGAUUCUUCUGUUGAUGUUGAUCCUAUACAGUGUGUGUACAUAGAGGCUCAAUCUUUUCUUGAAUCACUGCCCGAGUCACCAAUAUGCAACUCGACGCCCAAUGCUCCCACAUGUGAAAUGCCUUUGUUUAUUAAAAGAGAUGCGACUUUUGCAAGACAAAUACUCUACAAACUAAUGUCACACCGUUUGGACGAUUUAGCUGAUCCGGAGCAUGAAUCUGCAAUGAUGAGUUCUCUGUCUACACUGACCGACCACCUUCAUCUGUUUCGCGACGCGCAAGCCCAAGAAAUUGUGAAGUUGAAAGCUACAUUUCCUCAAACAAUGCAAGAGUGGAGAGAGUCCUUUCAAGUCAAGAAGAACACCAGUGUCCAUCCAUGGUCUACUUUUGAGAAGGCCAAAUGUUUUCUCCAAGAAUUGGUGAAAGCAGAAGACGAAAUAAAGAUUGAACUGGAGGAUUUAAGCAAGAAAGAAACUGAAUUGGAAGCUCAGCUGGAGGUAAUCCAAAGCAAGAGUCAACUACUCAAAGAGGAAAGAGAGGAAAUUUCAAAGCAGAUGAAGAUAUUUUGGUCUCUUGCUUUGGACAAGGUUAGCAAAAUCGGACUUAAAAAUGUUAAGGUGGACAGUGCAAACCAACUGCUGGAGCAGAGAUUGAAGUUAAAAUGGGUUGCAAUGAGACAUCUCUUUGGAAUUGGCUGAGAAGGAAAAAAUGGGAUGGACAAAUGGACAAUAACACCCAGUUUCCCAUACACCAUUAUUUUUUAUAAUAUUCUUACAUUUUUACCAAGUCUUUAUCUAAUUUGAAGGCAUUCUGUGGAUGUCUUUUGGAGAUGUUUCUCAAGACUGCUGUUUUUUGUUACUUUAGUUGUUUCUCUUGUAGAGAUUGUGGCCCAAUUAGUUUUCUGGGGUGCAUGCUCUGAAAAUGUGUAAAAAUGUUGUACUUUGUCUGCAAUUUUAUUUUUAUGAUUUCAUGGAUUGAAAAAAGUGUACAAAAUAAAUACUCGGUAUUAUG